UCUACACUCCAGUUGUGGGUCAAGUUUACGCAUAACUUUCACCCUCGGCUGAACUUGGCAUGGGUAGGUAUCGCGCCUAACAUCUUCCACCUCGCAACCUCAAACUCACACUGGCACAGACACACAAACUCACGCGCAAAAGGUUCACCAUGUUCCAUCUGUUUUACGAUGCACUCGCAUGGACCAGCGACGCAGAUCCAGAUUGCGUAAGGAUCAAUUGCGCAGACGCAUCCGCUUUACACACUGGGCCACUGUGAUUCGACAUUUCUUUCGUUAUAAAACAAGAUCACCAGCGUUGAGGAUGGUCCACUUUGUGUUUGACCGCCCGGCACGGUAGCCACAUUCGAAGGGGCUUUUCUCUCUGAAGACACACAGCCGCCCAUCACAAGAAAUCAUGCAGCUCUUUGCAACCGUUUUGUUGUGUGUUGUCGUUACAAACUGUGCGGCACACUCCACCAACCUGGCACUCUUCACACCGUACGUACCGGUACACCCGCUCGAUGAAGGAUACUUCCCACGAACCCGCUAUUUUGAGAACUUGGAAACGGGCCUUCUACAGGAACAUCCGAUUGUGCGCUUUCCCGACACUACGCACUCACAUCCUUACUUUCCCACGGAACCACUGCUACACUUCCCACACCAACAGCCGCUCCCACAGCAACACUUUCACCAGCCCACCCAACACCAGCAGGAUCUGUUCCUUCCCGACGAUCGUUACCUAAGCUUUAUCGCUCCAUCCUCGCCGCUCGUUGCGUACGUCCCGGUGCACCGUGGUAAACCGGGCCCCUGGGCAGUGCCGAACGUGUUCAUCAAGGGCCAGGGCUACAGCACCAACCACUACGUUGCACCGGCGCUCAUGAAGAAGGUUCUCGCACAGGACCCACGCUAAUGCCUGAAAGCUUCUCAAACAAAUCAA
Messenger RNA from Anopheles coluzzii, 916 nucleotides. RefSeq lists its product as uncharacterized. The transcript has 2 exons. The coding region runs from base 395 to 889 and encodes 164 amino acids. The record is from RefSeq and is a predicted model, not a curated record. Lineage: Eukaryota; Metazoa; Arthropoda; Insecta; Diptera; Culicidae.